Molecule: messenger RNA, 373 nt
Organism: Brassica oleracea var. oleracea
Lineage: Eukaryota; Viridiplantae; Streptophyta; Magnoliopsida; Brassicales; Brassicaceae
Exons: 1
Coding region: 38-373 (111 amino acids)
Source: RefSeq, a predicted model, not a curated record
AAACAAAAGCAGAUAUACUAAUCAACCAAAACCUAAAAUGGCUACAAAACUUAUAGUCCUAUGCUGCUUUCUAACGUACGCAUUGGCUAUGGCCGCAGCAUUAUCGGAAGGUGAUUCCCCGGUAGCAAGGAAGUUCGGUGGAGAAGACGGGCCAAGAGAGGAGGCAGAAGCACCUGAGAUUUUAAAUUCAGAAGAGACUGUACGGCGAGGCCACCACCAUUCUACAGUGGACAGAUCGGUGGCUGGCGGUGGGGUUAUUCUUGGCGGUUUAGCAACUACGUUUCUCGUGGUGGUGUUUUGUUAUCUAAGGGCCACCAGGAAACACAAACCCAAUUUUGCUGACGAGACAGGGACUCCUAAGGUUUUAGUUUGA